GCAAAUUCAUAGCUGUUGCCUUUAUUAGUUGCUUUGUACAUUAAACUAAUGUUUCAAUCUCGGACAAUUUUUGCAGGCGCGUCCACAUCCGGUCUGGCACACAGGAAUCUGGAUGUAAACGGACGAUAAUGCUCUUGACUCCUGCAUGUCUCUGAUAUAUCCUGCCAGGAGCGGAAGUGUCUGGGAUUCUGCUCAAUCCAUUUUACCAAAACAGUCGUUUGUAAAAGGAGACAGGGCGAGCACCGUCUGUAUCUCUUCCCACACCAUCAUCGUCUACAGUGGGGCUCCAUUGAAUGUUGAUAUAUCGGCACGGGACAUGCUCUAUGAGAUCUGCGCAAUCGACGUGAACGCCUGCCUGGACACAGGAGAGGAUUAAGUUACUGCUGCUGGCGGCGGAUUAUUUUAUUGGCCUCCUCCUGUCACGCCCGAGUCUUUGGUGAUCUUUUUUCCAAUUAAGAGAGGUCGCUCAAAAGCCAGAUAUGUCUUUCCGGCGAGGUGUGGUCAGGCAGAGCAAAUUCCGCCAUGUUUUUGCUCAGGCGUGGAAAGCCGAGCACUGCAUCGACGACGUCAGAGUGUCCCGCGUGACGUGGGACAGUCCUCUGUGUGCCGUCAGCCCCAAAUUCAUCGCUGUCAUCAUUGAAGCUGGGGGUGGAGGCGCCUUCCUGGUUGUUCCGAUCAGCAAGAGCGGCAGAAUCGAUCAGUCCUGUCCGACAGUGUGUGGCCAUGCGGCGCCAGUACUGGACAUCCAGUGGUCUCCUCAUGAUGACAGUAUCAUUGCAAGUGCCUCAGAGGACUGCACAGUAAAGGUGUGGCAGAUCCCAGAUGGGGGCCUGACAAGUCCAAUGACUGAGGCCAUUGUGACCCUUGAGGGCCACAGUAAAAGAGUGGGCAUCCUGGCUUGGCACCCAACUGCCUUCAACAUCCUCCUAACUGCAGGCUGUGAUAACGUCAUUUGUGUGUGGAACGUGGGGACGGGGGAGCUUGUGUACCAGCUGAGCGAUGCCCAUCCAGACCUGAUCUACAGUGUGAGCUGGAACAAGGAUGGCAGUGCUGUCUGUACUGUCUGCAAAGACAAGGCCCUGCGUGUCAUUGACCCACGAAGAGGCACCGUCCUCAAGGUGAGAGAGAAGGUCCAUGAUGGUACCAGGCCUAUGAGAGCUGUGUUCCUCGCAGAUGGGAAGAUCCUGACCACAGGCUUCAGCCGUAUGAGUGAGAGACAGCUGGCAUUGUGGGAUACGAAAGAUCUCUCAGAGCCAAUGGCUGUACAAGAAAUGGAUACAAGUAAUGGAGUUCUUCUACCCUUUUAUGACCCGGACACAAACAUGGUCUACCUGUGUGGAAAGGGAGACUGCACCAUCCGGUAUUUUGAGGUGACAGAUGAAUCCCCGUAUGUUCACUUCCUCAGCUUAUACAGUAGCAAGGAGCCACAGAGAGGAGCAGGCUUUCUUAGUAAAAGAGCUGUGGAUGUCAACAAGUGUGAAAUUGCCAGGUUCUACAAACUGCAUGAAAGGAAAGUGGAACCCAUCUCAAUGACUGUACCACGGAAGUCAGAUCUGUUCCAGGGAGACCUUUACCCGGACACAGCCAGCUCGGAGCCGGCUCUCCUGGCUGAUGAAUGGAUCGCAGGGCAGGAUGCACCACCACUGUUGGUCUCCCUGAGCGGUGGCUACACGGCCCCUCCUUCCAAGCAUAGAGACACCCUCAGAAGCAAGCCCAAGCUUGUCUCGCAGGACUCUGGGACAGGGGCCACCCCAACUUCAGCAGGCAACGUAGCGGCUCCAACAUCCACACCUACCUCUGCUGCCAAGGAGACAGAAGAAGAGGGGCCACAGCCACGAGUAGCCACAAGAGAGACAGAUGGAAAUACUGAGAGGCCGAAGAGAGAGGAUGACGUGUUGAACGAGUUGUUAGCAGAAAUGAAGGCUUUGCGCGCCGUCGUACUUGCUCAGAGCCAGAGAAUCGAGUUGCUGGAGAGGCAGCUGGCUCGGAUUGAAGACGGGGACGUAUGAGGAAGCAGGAGACUCACUACAUUCAGAGGGCAUUCUUACUAAAUCCAUAGACCAUAGCCUUACUAGAAUCAACAAGUAUCUUAAGCUGUGUGAGCGGGAGAAUGUAGUGUAGGGUAGCAGCUAAUGGUUUAUUGCAGUGGCUUACAACCAGAUCAACAAGAUGAAAACAAGAUCACAAUUUGUUUCUGCCAUUGCUUUCCAGAUUGUGGUUGAUAAACGGGGUGUCAUCUGCAUACAGUGAAAUUUAACAAUGAAGUAAUGUUUGGUUUUACUUAUGAAGGGGUAUUGUAGCAGCUAUUUGGUGGUGCAUAUAGUGCAGCUUUGAGCUUUGCAAAAUCCAUGUGUUAAUUUUGAAGGGCUUUGAAGGAGUUACAGUGGCACCGUUGCCUCAAAUUAAUGCACAAAGUAGGAACAAACAGCGUUAUAUUAAAACUAUUGAAGGUUGACAUUCUACAGCAAAGUAAUUAAGUACCUCUACUAUGAUUGUUUCACUCACAAAUGUAAGCAUUGGGGCUAUUUAAUCAGGUAGUUAAAGCUGCUAAACUGUGACGUCAUUUCAGACCCCCAGUUGUUAGCUCAUCGUGUGACUUGUGCUUUGUUUUACUACUUCAUUAUAGGACGCUGUGUGUAAGGUUAACAGUAGGAAAAUCUUCUGGUACAAGAAACAUGAGCUUGACAAAGAGAAUUGUGUGAAUGAUAGCUGAUGAGAGUGUAACAAAAUAUUUAUGUGUAUCGUAAUUCUGUGUAGUCUUUGCAGUCAAUGAAAAGGUAACACUUGUGAUUUUGUACCUCAUGUUGUCAGGUUUUCUGUAACAUCGUGAGGUGAGAUAUUUGUCCACAUUAUCAUUAAGAUAUAAAUACGCAGAAAUACUUGCCUCUUUACCUUCUUUUGACGUGUGGCUGCAGUACUGUGUGCCCCCUAAAGAACCAGGAUCUAUGCUGAGUAUUUUGAAGAGCAGUAAAUUUUUCACCUUUGAGUCAUCACUUCUCCUGAGUCACACGGGGCUAAGCUGUACUAUAUAUAGCACAUAUAAAUAUAACCUUAACACUAUUGGUGCAAUCUCACUAAAACACAUUGAGCAUAUUCAAAUCAUCAGUUAACAAGUGUUUGCAGCCACAAGAAAGAGGAAGUUACAGUGAAAUGUUGAAUAUUUUCUACGGUUUGCAAUUGCAUUUGUAUUGGUGUUAAAAGACGGAAAGCUCUUUCUGAUUUUCUUUUUUAAUUUUAGUUUUGUGUUUUUUGCCACUAGAGGCAAUUAUUUGUCACCUGUCCGUCAGUCAAUUAUCGUGCAACAAUGGUACAUUCCACAUCAAGCUAAUCCCUUUAUUACUUUAAUUGUAAUUUAUAUUUCUUUAUGCACUGACCUCUUAACACUAAAUGUAAAAGCAGUAGCAUUUUAAAUGAGACUACAUUGUGAAAGCUCAAUAAACAUUCGUUCUUCCUUUG
Molecule: messenger RNA, 3456 nt
Organism: Seriola aureovittata
Lineage: Eukaryota; Metazoa; Chordata; Actinopteri; Carangiformes; Carangidae
Gene: coro1b
Product: coronin, actin binding protein, 1B
Exons: 12
Coding region: 480-2009 (509 amino acids)
Biological process (GO): actin filament organization; cell migration
Molecular function (GO): actin filament binding
Source: RefSeq, a predicted model, not a curated record